This is a messenger RNA of Triplophysa dalaica, 1484 nucleotides long. It is a transcript of the gene mocs3, whose product is annotated as molybdenum cofactor synthesis 3. Bases 56 to 1426 code for a protein of 456 amino acids. Gene Ontology annotation, cellular component: cytoplasm; cytosol. Gene Ontology annotation, biological process: tRNA wobble position uridine thiolation; protein urmylation. Gene Ontology annotation, molecular function: adenylyltransferase activity; thiosulfate-cyanide sulfurtransferase activity; URM1 activating enzyme activity. The record is from RefSeq and is a predicted model, not a curated record. NCBI's taxonomy places the organism in Eukaryota, Metazoa, Chordata, Actinopteri, Cypriniformes, Nemacheilidae. The transcript is spliced from 13 exons.
UCUCGUUUUUGUUCUGCUUGAUAAUAGAAGAUUUAUUUCGGGCUUGUUGCACAAGAUGGAUGACGAAAUCGUAAAUUUGAAGAUGAAGCUUUUGGAGAAAGAAGGAGAGCUGGCAGAUUUGAAGAGGAAACUUGAUCAAAUGGAAAAGGGAAAUUCAAGAUUAACAGUGUUGCACGAGUCAGUGACUGAUCUUCAACCGCUGAAAUCACAUACAACCUUGAGCAAUGAAGACAUCAUGAGAUACAGCAGACAGCUGCUCCUACCGGAGCUGGGCGUUCAAGGCCAGGUGUCCCUGUCAAAUAAAUCUGUUCUGGUGGUGGGAUGUGGAGGUUUAGGUUGUCCUCUUGCGCAGUAUCUCGCUGCAGCUGGAAUAGGCCGUCUGGGUCUGUUGGACUAUGAUGUGGUUGAGCUGAGUAACCUGCAUAGACAGGUGCUUCACACAGAACUGACUCUGGGUCAGCCUAAAGCCCUCUCUGCUGCCGGGGCCAUCAGCAGGUUGAACUCUGCGAUACAGUGUGUCCCAUAUCACCUGCAGCUGACCAGAGAAAAUGCCAUACAACUCAUUCAACAGUUUGACAUUGUGGCCGACUGUUCGGACAAUGUUCCUACACGAUACCUCGUGAACGAUGCCUGCGUUCUCACCGGCAAACCUCUAGUGUCGGCCAGUGCUUUACGAAUGGAGGGACAGCUCACAGUGUAUAACUACAGAGGAGGGCCGUGUUACAGGUGUUUAUACCCCUCGCCUCCUCCGCCCAACACCGUCACUAACUGCUCCGAUGGAGGAGUUCUGGGAGUGGUGCCUGGAAUUAUGGGCUGCCUUCAAGCUUUAGAAGUUUUGAAAAUUGCUUCAGCUUCAUUUGAGAAGCAGUUGUUGAUGUUUGAUGGCCAGGAGGGACGUUUCCGUUCCAUUCGGCUGCGGGCCAAGCAGGCCGGGUGUGCGGUGUGUGGAGAGACCCCUACAGUGACCCAACUGCAAGACUAUGAGCGCUUCUGUGGAUCCGCCGCCACCGAUAAGUGUCGCAGACUGAAUAUUUUGACCAAAGAACAGAGAGUCUCUGUGCAGGAGUAUAAGGAGAUUGUGGACAGCUCGACCCCUCACCUCCUGCUCGACGUUCGGCCCAAAGUUGAGGUGGACAUUUGCUGUCUGAAAACCUCUAUCAACAUUCCACUUGCUAGUUUGGAGGAGAAGAAAUCUGAACAGAUCUCACUGUUGAAGGAUCAAAUCUGUGAACUUAAACAACACGGGGGUAUCACAUCACAAGUCCCAGUGUUUGUGCUUUGUAAACUUGGCAAUGAUUCUCAGAAGGCAGUUCAGGUCCUAGAGAAGAUGUCUGGGAAAGAAAUCGAGCCGGUUACGCUGAAGGACAUCAGUGGAGGAUUAAUGGCGUGGGCUAACAAAAUAGACCCCUCUUUUCCUCAAUAUUAACUGCUAUUUUUUGUAUUGUAAAUGAUUUUAUGAAUAAAAUGUAUAAAGAUACAAUGAA